CAAGAAAAUAUUAACAAUUCACGCAGCUGGAAUAAGCUGAAAAAGAACUUACUUCUCUAUUAUUUACAUUUCAUUUUAUCUGUCAUAUAUACAUGGUAGACAGAAUUAUAUAAAUAAAGAUAAAAAAUGAUGAUAUGAGAGGUAUAAUAAAUAAAAAGUCACUGGAUAUAUUCGCUCAGCAUUAUGAUGGUUAUAACUGCAUAUUCGCGUUGCUGUUGGUUACGAAAUGAUGCUAACCAAUCAGAGCUAACAUGCGCAGAAUGAACGAAUGCAGAAAUGAACGAAAGUGUCAUUCAAUGACAAUAUUCUCUCAUAAAAUCAAUUAUAAUAUCAAUAUUCUUGCAAAAUAUUAUACAGAUUCAUUUUAUUUAUAUGUUUUUCUACAUAAUUCACAAUGAGUUCAGGAUUUAUAUCAGAAGCUGAAAUUGCUAAGCAACGAAGGAUACGACAAGAAGAAUGGGAACGUGUACGAACUGCAGAUCAGCCAUUAGAAGCGCCAGAAGAAUCAUAUGAUCCAAGAUCGUUAUAUGAACGAUUACAAGAACAAAAAAACAAACGAGAUGCAGAAUACGAAGAAGCGCACAAACUUAAAAAUAUGAUAAAAGGCUUAGAUGAUGAUGAAGUAGAAUUUUUGGAUUUAGUGGAUAGAACUAAAUUAGAAGAAGAGCGUAAGAAACAUCUUGAAGAGGAGAAAGAGAUGCGUGAUUUUAAAGCAGCUGUUGCUUCAUUACAGGAGAGAUCAUUAAAUGAAAAACUAAAGCAAGAAUUAAAAAAUCCACAAGUUAUUAAUAAAAAUACUUCAUCUGGAAGGUACAUUCGAUUUUUUAGUAGUCGUACUUCACAAUUAAAAUUACUAGCUGGAGUUGUAGUAAAACGUUCAGAAAAACCAAAGCGAGUCAAAUUAUCAUCAGGCGAUGAAAAUAACAUACCGAGAAAAGGAAAAUAUGAAGUAAACGAACAGUCAAUGACUGAAAGUUUCAAAUGCGAAUCUGAAACAUUCGAUGAUCAUUCUUUAGGUGAUAAAAAAGUAGUAAGUUUAUUUAGUGGUAUGGAAUGUAUUGGAAUUUUACCUGGACUUGGUUCUUACGAGGAUUCUAGUGACAGUGACUGUAGUUCAGAUACUGAUCAAGAUCCAGAACCAAAUCAUUCCAAAUAUGAUUUGUUAGGUCGAAAAAUAGAAGUUUUAAAAGAUAAAGAAACGAGCUGAAUUUACAGCGCAUAUAAUUAUGUUUUUUUUUUAUUCAUAGGCAAAUUAUCGUUUUGUUUUGCAAUUCGCUAUAAUUAUAGAUAUAAAUAAAUCUUUAGACUAAUUUUUCGAAUAUUAAUACCUUCCAUGUAAUAUUGCAAAAAUAGUUGUUAAUUAACAACUACUUGGAAGAAUAACUGCAUAAUUUUACUUUUGUGGAGUAUAAGAAAUUGUAUAUGAUCUAUUGGUUACUAAAAAUGUGUUAAAUCUAUUUUAAUCAUGAAUGUUUUAAUCACAGUUCAGAAUGUCCUUAAAACAUGAUAUUUUCCUAAAUAAAUUCUAUAAUAGUUUAUACCAAUAUUUAUAUUUUCUAGAUUGUAAAAUACAUAAUAAUAAUAGUUUGUAGAUUUUAAAAAUAUUCAUUUAGUUAUUAUAUUUACAAAAACAUUGUAUGUAUCGUAAACAUAUGCAUCCUAGAAUGACUGUCUGGAUAGUACAGAUAAUAUUAGAAAAGUGAAUUUUGCUAAAUAUGUUGUCCUAGAAAUGUAUGUAUUAUUUGUAAAAUAUUAUAACAUGUAUGAUAUAAACUUACACAAUCAACGCAAUCUACUUUAAAAUGUACUAAUAAAAUUAUAAUAUUUAUUACUUUUUUCGAGUAAAUAAUAUGAAAACUUUAUAAUGCUUAUUCAAAAUUAUUUACAUAUCUAAAAUCAACGAUGGGAAAUAAUGAUCGACAUGUACAUAAAAUAUACAAAUUUUUUAUUUAUUCCAAGACUGUAAAAAAUUAAUUAUUUUUGUACUAGAAUUUGCAAGGUAGUGACAAAAUGUUUGUAAUCAUAUAAGUCUAAAAUAAAUUAUUGGAUAGGUUUUACAAAUUGUGGUUACUAUAACAAUAAAAAUAAUGUUUGUGAUACACAUAGUUAAAUAUACAUCUUUAUAUACAUGACUUAAAUAUGUAACAU
Molecule: messenger RNA, 2148 nt
Organism: Megachile rotundata (alfalfa leafcutting bee)
Lineage: Eukaryota; Metazoa; Arthropoda; Insecta; Hymenoptera; Megachilidae
Product: PSME3-interacting protein
Cellular component (GO): nucleus
Source: RefSeq, a predicted model, not a curated record